Molecule: messenger RNA, 1794 nt
Organism: Cannabis sativa
Lineage: Eukaryota; Viridiplantae; Streptophyta; Magnoliopsida; Rosales; Cannabaceae
Product: ATP-dependent (S)-NAD(P)H-hydrate dehydratase
Exons: 12
Coding region: 208-1359 (383 amino acids)
Biological process (GO): metabolite repair
Molecular function (GO): ATP-dependent NAD(P)H-hydrate dehydratase activity
Source: RefSeq, a predicted model, not a curated record
UCUUUUCCCAACAUAUUUUUUGGGACACCCCUCUUCUAGAACAAGACAGUCCCAAAUGAAAGAAAGCCAUCAAAUUUCGGUGAAUCAUUCCAGCGAGUCGGUAGUUUGUUGAUUCUCGUUCUUCCAAUUUAAAGGUUUUGCUUUUGUUUCGGUUGAACAAUGUGUUAAUUUGCAGUAUGUUAGUAUCUGGGUUCAGUUAGAGAAAGUAUGCUUAGCAGUGCUGUUUGCUCAUUCAUGUUAAUGAAACUUGGGGUGAAUUCUGGGUUCAGUGCAACACACUGUGUAUUGGCUUCCCCAGCUGUUCUCAGAAGGCAAGAGUUUUUAAUAAGGUGUCUUCAAGGUUACAGUAAUCAAGGUGAUCAGGAAAAAUUGCAAGAAGUGAAAGCUAUGGGUGAACCAAAUUUAGAAGCUGCUGCAGAGAACAUUUUGAGAGCAAUUACUCCUACUCUUGAUCCCAGUAAGCAUAAGGGGCAGGCAGGAAAGAUAGCUGUUAUAGGUGGUUGUCGUGAAUACACUGGUGCUCCAUACUUUGCUGCUAUUACUGCAUUGAAAAUUGGAGCGGAUUUGUCCCAUGUUUUCUGUACAAAAGAUGCUGCCCCUGUUAUAAAAAGCUACAGUCCUGAGAUAAUUGUGCAUCCAAUUUUAGAGGAGUCUUACAGUGUCAGGGAUGAAGACAAAAAAUCCAUUUUGGAUAAAGUUCUUGCUGAAGUUGAUAAGUGGAUGGAGAGAUUUGAUUGUCUUGUUGUUGGUCCAGGGCUGGGGAGGGAUCCCUUUCUUCUGGACUGUGUCAGCGAAAUCAUGAAGCAUGCAAGACAAUCUAAUGUCCCAAUUGUGGUAGAUGGGGAUGGACUUUUUCUUGUUACAAAUUGUUUGGAUCUUGUUAGUGGUUAUCCCUUGGCUGUCUUGACCCCAAAUGUAAAUGAAUAUAAGCGUCUUGUACAGAAAGUACUAAGAUGUGAAGUAAAUGAUGAUGAUGCUAUUGGGCAAUUACUAUCUCUGGCCCAACAGAUUGGUGGUGUAACUAUCCUCAGGAAGGGAAAAUGUGACCUUAUUACUGAUGGCGAAACAGUUACAUCAGUUAGCAUCUAUGGUUCUCCUCGACGCUGUGGGGGGCAGGGUGAUAUACUUUCUGGAAGUGUGGCUGUAUUCACAUCCUGGGCUCGACAAUUAGUCUCAUCUUCAGAUAGGAACACAAGCAUAAGUCCAAGGAAUCCCACAAUGUUAGGAUGCAUUGCUGCAUCCACUUUGUUGAGGAAAGCUGCUUCACAUGCAUUUAAUGUCAAGAAAAGAUCAACUCUGACUACUGAUAUCAUUGAGUAUUUAGGAAGAAGUUUGGACGAUAUCAGUCCAGUUAGUUGAUGUGUUGAGUGCUGAAAUGCUAGUUUUGCUUGUUCUCCUCUUCCAGUGCUGAGUUUUAUGUUGUAAAAAGAAAAGAAGCUCACUCAUAAAUGCCACAUAAGUGUUUGGUUGCUAAGGGCCAUUGGCCAAUGAUGGUUUGAUUUAUUGCCAUUGGCUACAGCACGUUUCUCUACAGUUUAAAACAUGUUCAUUCGCUUAAGUUUUAAAUAGAAAAUACCAAAGGGCACAGUAUUGGUGUCAAGUGUGAACACCACAUAUUGACAGAGUUUGGAUAAAAUUGAGUGGACAUAUGUAGCACCAUAUUUGCAUAUACACAUAUUAAGCUUCAGGCCGACAUUAUAGGCAGUAGAGAGUUAAGACCUCGUAUUAUUGUACCUCCAAAAAAGAUAUCAAAGAAAGACCUUAUAUUUUUAAUAUUAUUAUUAGUUUCUUCUC